AUGUCUAUCCGACCAUCAGUCAUAAGUCAUUCAUCUCAUGCAGAAGGCAGGAGAACGUUGCCUCCUAUGCGAAACAGUCACCCUAAACUACAUACACUCAGGCGAUGCACGUCAUUGGAAUGGGUCUAUGAUGCCGGUGAUGACUCAAAUAGCUCUGUGGAGUAUUGUAAAUUGGUGAUUAGGGAAGGAGAUGAGUAUGACGACCUCCACUGUAUUUCAAAGGAUGUGUGGCUUGAUAUUCAAUGGUAUUAUAGGCGCGUCGACCUUGAAGAUCAAAGCAUCGACCUCGCUGCGUUUGUUGGUGAAUAUGAGCUUGUACUGAGUGACCACAAGUCCAUUGUGGAUAUGAAUUGUAUUGAAGAUCACGCGAGAAUCAUUCCAUAUGAUGAGGGUAAUUUGGCGCAAGCUCAAAUACCAGUGGAGAAAUUGUAUCAUCGGUGGAAUAUAUCCAUGCAAUUCGUAACGCGCAGGGACGUUUUGCACCUCAAAGGUGUCAAUAUCAAUAACUCUCAAGUAUCGACGUACUGCAGUUGUAAUUCGUGCAAUCUGUCGUAUUCCUCCCCGAAUAACCUACAACGUUACUGCAGGGCAUGUCGAAAGUGGUUCAAUGAGACUUGCUUGGAAUCCGUUGCUAGGAAGAUGAAUAGGAAGUGGAAGGCGCGUCUGCCAUCUGAUUAUGAUGCUGUGCAAAUCGACGCAGAUUUUGGUCCACUUUUAACGAUGCCUAUUCGACGAGGGGGACAUUGCGGAGUAGUCGGAAAUGGUAUGAUUUUAAUACAGAUAAAAACACUUCUGGAUCAGGCGAUGGCUCUCGGACAACUUCCAGCUGGGUGGAAAGACGGCUUGCACUCAAACGUGGUCUCAACGGUCCAUGAGCUUGUUCAACGAUACUACUGCCCGGUUUGUGGACGCAUGGUGGUUUAG
Suillus plorans is the source of this 924-nucleotide messenger RNA. RefSeq lists its product as uncharacterized. The transcript is spliced from 6 exons. The coding region runs from base 1 to 924 and encodes 307 amino acids. The record is from RefSeq and is a predicted model, not a curated record. NCBI's taxonomy places the organism in Eukaryota, Fungi, Basidiomycota, Agaricomycetes, Boletales, Suillaceae.